Messenger RNA from Actinia tenebrosa (Australian red waratah sea anemone), 1336 nucleotides. RefSeq names its product WW domain-binding protein 4-like. Gene Ontology annotation, biological process: mRNA splicing, via spliceosome. Lineage: Eukaryota; Metazoa; Cnidaria; Anthozoa; Actiniaria; Actiniidae. Gene Ontology annotation, molecular function: zinc ion binding; protein binding; RNA binding. Gene Ontology annotation, cellular component: precatalytic spliceosome; nucleus. The record is from RefSeq and is a predicted model, not a curated record.
GUUUUUAUUUAAAAUUGUGUUUUUUAAGCCAAAGAUAUUGCGUUAAAAUUAAGAAAUGACUGAGUACUGGCAGUCACAAGCUAAAAAAUUUUGUGAUUUCUGUAAAUGUUGGAUUACUGAUAAUAAACCCAGUAUAGAGUUCCAUGAGAGAGGCAAAAAACACAAGGAAAACGUUGCAAGAAAAAUAAAAGAGGUUAGACCCUUUAGCAUAGCUGCUUCAAACCAAAUCUACAAUAGUCAAGAAGUACCAAAUAAAAACCUUGUUUAUUUACCUCUGCAUGAGGUCCACAAGAGAGGAGCUCAAACUCUGAAAGACAAUGAAGAAUUGAAAAGGAACCUGCAAGCAAUUGAAGAUGCUGCACUAGAGGCAUACAAGAAAGACAUUGGUGAAGAAGCAUUCAACAGAGCUACACAGAAAACAACUUCUACAUCAAGACCAGUAUCCUACCAACAAAAGACUUACCAGGAAGGAAACACAACAACUACGCAUAACGAAACAUCCAGUGCUGGUUGUACCAUAGUCUAUAACGAUGGCCAACCAGUAGCUCACUGUUCUCAUCAUUGGUCUAUAGCACAAUCACCUGAAGGCUACUAUUACUACUAUAACUCUGAAACACUAGCAUCACAAUGGGACGUCCCAGAUUGUUUACAAACACCAGACAACGAUACAAGUGACGAAACACCAAAACAAGAUGAAACACAAGUACAAGCAAGCACUACAGAGCAAAAAGAAGGCAAAGAGGAGAAAUGGCCAGAGGUAAAGCAAUCAGAGGACACACAACCAGAGCAGAAAAGCAAUAAAGAUAUAGAGGACAAAGUUAAGAACACAAAAGUUAAAUCAUCUUCACCUUAUGGUGCCUGGACGACAGUACAGAUUAUCGAACCCCCACUCAAUUUGAGUAAAAAUACUGACAACGAUGACAAAAUGAAUGACAGUGAAGAAACAGAUGAAACAGAAGAUCCAGAAGUCACAGCCAGAAAAACAGAAAGCAAAUUCAAACAACGUCAAACACCAAAGAUUACUUUUCAUCAACCUGAUGAUCAGGUUAUUGCAUUUAAAAAAAGAAAAUUGAACAGUGAAAAAAAGAGAAAUAUUCGACAGACAAAACUGAACUAACCAAUUYGAUAGACUUCAAUGUACUACAGUAUUCCCAAAUAUCUUGGAUGAAGUUUUAUCCUGGGGUACAGGGGUUCUUUCUUCCUCCUUCAUCCUUUGUUGUUUUGGUUUGAUACUACAAGAAGACAUAAGGAAUAAAUUAGAACCUCUGAAUCCCAGUGUCAGUAACUUUACAUGCUUAUGACUAGUUUAAUAUACAGAAUAAACAAUUCUUCUAUG